This is a messenger RNA of Tarenaya hassleriana, 1798 nucleotides long. RefSeq lists its product as uncharacterized. NCBI's taxonomy places the organism in Eukaryota, Viridiplantae, Streptophyta, Magnoliopsida, Brassicales, Cleomaceae. The record is from RefSeq and is a predicted model, not a curated record. The transcript is spliced from 3 exons. The coding region runs from base 98 to 1510 and encodes 470 amino acids.
CCUCCCUCCCAACCAACGCAGAGAGCGCCAUUUGCAAGCCUUCAACUUUUUUUUUUGUGUGUUCUUUCGUCAAUCGUUUUCUUCACCUUCUCCAGCGAUGUCAUGGUUAGCUCGAUCCUUGGCGAACUCGCUUCGUCUCGAUGAAGAAGACGAUGAGGAAGACGACAACCUCGAAAACGACGUCGUAUCCGACAACACGCAAUCUUCAACGCCAAGACGAGGAGAUGCUCUGGGAAACGCGAAUUUAAUGGCGUCUUCACCGGAGGAGGAGGCUCGGGCGCAUGGGGUGAAGGAUGACCUGACGGAACUCGGACAGACCCUCACGCGGCAAUGGCGGGGCGUGGCGAAUUUUCUCGCGCCGCCUCCUGAUGUUGUUGUUCGUGCAGGAGGAGGAUCGUCUUUCAAUCUGUCGGAUUCGGGCUUCAAUCGAUCCCAACCUUCGGAUCGGUCUGAUUCGAGAAUGGAGAGCGAUUCGGCGAUUGGAGGUAGGGUUGGGAGAUUGGACACGGAGACAAGGGAGAUGGUUUCGGAUAAUCAUCCUUUCAGGUCGGAAGGAAAAGAGGAUCGAGAGAAGGACGAUGAAUUUGAAGAAGUGGAGGAGGAGACAGAGACAGAGGAAGAGGAAGAGGAGAUCGAUGCGGUUGGUGUUACAGAUGAAGUGCUUGCAUUCGCGAGGAACAUUGCAAUGCACCCAGAAACUUGGUUGGAUUUUCCUCUCGACCCAGAUGAAGAUCUCGAUGAUUUCUUCAUGUCUGAUGCUCAAAGAGGGCAUGCUCUAGCUAUCGAGUGUCUUGCUCCGAGAUUAGCUGCCCUCAGAAUAGAACUUUGCCCAUGCCAUAUGAGUGUAGGCUACUUCUGGAAAGUCUAUUUCGUUCUCCUGCAUUCAAGACUAAAUAAGUAUGAUGCAGAGAUUUUGUCUUCUCCACAGGUGAUGGAGGCGAGAGCGUUAUGGAUGAAGGAGCUUCAGAAACAAACGAACUCUGAAACCGACUGGUUUGGGAGAAGCGUUUCUUCUGUAAAAGAGAGUGGAGACACACGAGUUGAAGACCCUAUUCCAUCCUCAUCCAACUACUACGCUCCUCCCGAGUUUCUGUCUCCUAGAAUAUAUGCCUUUGAACCACCCUCCAUCAUGUCACAGCAUGAUCACGAGACAGUUAAAUACAUGUCUGAAAACACGGAAGCAGCAGCAUUUAUAGACAAGGCUGUAAUAGAGGAAGAACCAGUCCAUAAGACUGACAAAAGGGAUAUAACCUUCGGCCAAUCACCCAAAGCCUGGCCACUGGCUUAUGCAGGCUAUGAUGACGACAAUGAUGAUGAUGAUGAUGACUGGCCCGAAGAGGAAGAUUCCACUUAUGGUGGAACCAUUAGGGCUUCCAUGUUCACGGUGAACGAAGAAGAGGUGUCUUUUAGCGAUCUUGAAGGGGAUGACGAUAUCAGUAGCCUGGCUCUAAAAUGUAAGAUGAUCUCGAAAGAUACAGAACGGGAAAACAGCUUAAAAGCCUCGGGAUAGUACCGAGGUCAUUCCAUCUGGGUUCUGAAUUCUAACACGACGAGCAAAGGAUGUUACUCUGGUCUUGUUCGGGAGAUCAGAAGCAUCGAUACGGGGUUUUGGCUGAAGACAGUGUCUAUUUAGCAACCUUUGUACAUACCUAAAGGAUGCUUGGUGAGUGUUGAAAGUGUGAAUGGAAGUUUUGGUGAGUUUUUAUUGUUUAUUGGGAGCAAUGUGAUACAAAGUUGUCUUGUUCUUCAUUCUCAGGAGAAAGAAUGAAAAAAAAAAGAUUCAUACUUUUUGGUCUAA